Messenger RNA from Camelina sativa (false flax), 1670 nucleotides. NCBI's taxonomy places the organism in Eukaryota, Viridiplantae, Streptophyta, Magnoliopsida, Brassicales, Brassicaceae. The record is from RefSeq and is a predicted model, not a curated record.
AUGGAUACGUUAGCUUCAAACUCUUCGGGUCUCACGAGCAAGUCAAGUCCAGGGUUGUGGUUUAGCAACAUGUAUCUCCUCACGACACUCCAAGCCUUUGUGGCCAUUUCUCUCUUGAUGAUGAUACUCAAGAAAAUAAAGUCAUCUUCACGAAACAAGAAGUUGCAUCCUCUCCCACCAGGACCGACCGGUUUUCCAAUUGUUGGAAUGAUUCCGGGGAUGCUCAAAAACCGUCCAGUUUUCCGGUGGAUUCAUAGCCUCAUGAAAGAGCUUAAUAACACGGAGAUACUUUGUGUACGUCUAGGAAACACUCACGUGAUCUCCGUUACGUGUCCUAAGAUAGCACGUGAGAUUUUUAAGCAACAAGACGCACUCUUCGCGUCAAGACCACUCACUUAUGCUCAAAAGAUCCUCUCCAACGGCUACAAAACAUGCGUGAUCACACCGUUCGGCGAACAAUUCAAGAAGAUGAGGAAAGUAAUAAUGACGGAGAUUGUUUGUCCGGCAAGACACCGAUGGCUACACGACAAUAGAGCCGAGGAAACAGAUCACUUGACCGCUUGGCUUUACAACAUGGUUAAAAAUAUCGAGCAUAUGGAUGCUAUGUUCGAGGGGUUAGGGUUUACGUUUGCGUUUUGUGUAUCGGAUUAUCUACCGAUGCUUACGGGAUUGGAUCUAAACGGACAUGAAAAGAUCAUGAGAGAAGCUAGUGCAAUUAUGGAUAAAUAUCACGAUCCUGUUAUUGACGAGAGGAUUAAGAUGUGGAGAGAAGGUAAAAGAACUCAGAUCCAAGAUUUUCUAGACAUUUUCAUCUCUAUCAAGGACGAAAAUGGCCAGCCGUUGCUUACCGCUGAUGAAAUCAAACCAACCAUUAAGGAACUUGUAAUGGCGGCACCGGACAACCCAUCAAACGCCGUAGAAUGGGCCAUGGCGGAGAUGAUAAACAAACCGGAGAUCCUCCACAAAGCUAUGGAAGAGAUCGAUAGAGUCGUCGGCAAAGAAAGAUUGGUCCAAGAAUCUGAUAUCCCAAAACUUAACUACCUCAAAGCUAUUAUCCGAGAAGCUUUUCGUCUUCAUCCCGUCGCCGCCUUCAACCUCCCACACGUGGCACUCUCCGACACAACCGUCGCAGGUUACCAUAUCCCUAAAGGAAGUCAAGUUUUACUUAGCCGUUACGGUCUUGGUCGUAACCCUAAGGUUUGGUCUGAUCCACUUAGCUUCAAACCGGAGAGGCAUCUGAAUGAGUGUUCAGAAGUGACUUUGACGGAGAAUGAUCUCCGAUUUAUCUCGUUUAGUACUGGAAAGAGAGGAUGUGCUGCUCCGGCGUUAGGUACGGCGAUAACCACCAUGAUGCUCGCGAGGCUUUUGCAAGGGUUUAAAUGGAAACUAGUCGGAGGUGAGACACGAGUAGAGCUUAUGGAAUCGAUUCAUGAUAUGUUUCUUUCGAAGCCUUUGGUUAUGGUCGGAGAAUUAAGAUUGUCAAAGGAUCUUUACCCAACAGUGAAGUGAGACGAAGUACGGUGACGUUCGGGGAAGGCUUUUGCAUGUAUUAUAUAUGAAUAUUAAUGUACGUAUAAGCGUAUAACCAAAAUUUUGGUAAAUCAUGCACCUUGAUUCACCAAACUUUGUUCAGUUUUGGUCUUUUGGGGAAUACUUAAACUGUGUUUCCU